CACUUUUAAUGUGUCAAACGAUGUUAAUACGCAUCACAAAAAUUUGGUUUUUAAUAAUUCCACUAUUAAAUUUAGUGAACACGACUUCAAAAAGCGUCGUCGUGGUAGAAUACAAACAAAUAACACAUCCAUCUUAUACAAUACAAGAAACACAGAUUAAAAACGCCCAAAAAUACAUCGAGAUAAUCCACGAAAUGUCCGAGAAACAUAAACUUUUGCUUGUAGUUUUUCCAGAAGCUACUUUAGACCARUCCAAAACGAAGAAAGAACUCAUUCAAAAUGGCGUAGAAUUCCAACAACAUGUUCUACCUUGUAAUGAGGCUGGCUAUCCGCUAUUUCUAAAAAUGUUGUCGUGUGCUGCUCUCAAAUAUAAAGUGGUUAUUGUUUUUAAUUUAAUCGAAAAAAGAGAGUACGACACAGUCUUUACUUCUGAUGUAGUACUUAAUAUAAAUGGAAUUCUUGAAUUUGGUCUUAGACGAGAAAAUCGAAUAGGUGACAACAAUUUACACCACAGACCGAUAGCAUUUGCAAUCCCUGCCCGUUUUGUUGUCCCUAUUAUAACUAUUUUUGAAUGGGCAUUCACUACAUUAUACUUCACACCAACAUCUUUUGUCACAGGAUUUAGUUUUUCAUACGAAAAAAUUAUUGUUCUACCUUCUAACACYGAUGACAUCAACAGAAUCUACGUUGUUUGCAGCAAUUGGAUAUCUCAGUUACCAUUCCUGACAUGUUUGCACUGCAAGUUAUGCAAAUGUGGGCACAAGAAUUUAAUAUCACGGUUUUCUUAUCAGGAGCUAAUAAUCCUGAAAAAGGACAAGGCGGGACUGCUAUUUAUCAUGCGAAAAAUGGACCAAUUUUGAUGGAAAUUGGAGCAAAAGGUGGCACUAAAGCUUAUGUUUACAAUUUCAUUAAUGAGACUUCUGGAGUCCUGGCAGAAAAUGUAAAAGAAAAAAGCAUUGAUGAAUUGGCAAAAGAAAUGGAUGAUUUUUAUUUAGAACAAGAUCCAGAUUUGCACAAAUACAAGUCGCGAGUUUUAAGAGAAAAAGAAUCAAUUGUAUAUCUUUGUUACAACAAAGUGGAAAAGAAUUAUUUUUGUUGCUACUUUGACAUUAAAUUAUCUAUAAACAAUUCGGUUACAAACAAUAAGGCACAUUACACUUAUCAUCUGUUGGCAUAUAAAGGUUACAAAACCUACUACAACCUUUUUCGACCUGGAGGCAUUGAAAURUGUGCUGUUAUUGCUUGUUUAAAUGCUACAUUGAGUUCUUGUGGUCAAAGAUUUAAGAAGUAUGAUGACAUUGAAUGGCCGGUCACUUUUGAAAGACUCGUAAUUAAGGCAACUUUUGGUUUGCCCGUCAAAGAAAAAKUUUACUACAGUUCUCAGUUUCCAAAUUCUUUGCUCAGUUCUAUACGACCAAUACAUCCYAAGUUUACAACAUGGAGCUCACAGAUUGUUUCUGAUGCUAAAAACUGCUCGCGUCUUGAAAGAACAUUUGCUCUUGUCGAACCGCAUAGCAAAAUACUGACUUUUGGAAUUUUUGGAAGAAAUUUUACCUUGGAUCCAGGAUCAAAGUGUCAAAAAUUGUAUCCCUCUCAACCAGUUGUUGUAGUACUGAGCUUAAUUAUUGCAAUUUAUAAUUAA
Molecule: messenger RNA, 1642 nt
Organism: Tribolium madens (black flour beetle)
Lineage: Eukaryota; Metazoa; Arthropoda; Insecta; Coleoptera; Tenebrionidae
Product: vanin-like protein 1
Exons: 7
Coding region: 728-1642 (304 amino acids)
Source: RefSeq, a predicted model, not a curated record